Messenger RNA from Theileria orientalis strain Shintoku, 1980 nucleotides. RefSeq lists its product as hypothetical. Lineage: Eukaryota; Apicomplexa; Aconoidasida; Piroplasmida; Theileriidae. The record is from RefSeq and is a predicted model, not a curated record. The transcript has 10 exons. The coding region runs from base 1 to 1980 and encodes 659 amino acids.
AUGAAAUACAAUAAAUAUAAAAAGAACACAAGGAAAAAUAGUUCACUUUCUUCUUUAUCAGAUUACGCCCAUAAUAUAAAGAAGAAAAUGGGCCCUAAAUCUACGUCCCGUUGGGGUCGGAAACUGGAUAAGGAAUCCACUCACAACUUUGGAAAUAUCACAGGAAACGAGGAUAUAGGAGGUUGUAAUCCAGAAUAUAAGUUCCCUGAAUCGUUUUUCGAUGAGCAGGAUGACGGUUACUUCUGGCCACCAAUGUCAGCGGUGAAGAAAACAGGCGAUUUGUACAGAACUUUAAGGGGCAAGGAAGGGGCUCCUUACGGCAAUUACAAGUCUCUGUUAGGGGAGUGGACCAUAGAGAAGGGGACGAUAGCAGUCACCUUCGACAGAAUACAGUCGGAUCCAUUUGCACCUCCGUCCAACGUUAGGGUGAGGGUGUCGCAAAAUGAAGCUAUGUUUCCUCACGACCUCAUUGUGCCGAAAAUAAGAAAUGUGGCCUCCCGAGACUACAUAGCAAGGGGAAUAAGCCAAUAUUUGAAUAAUGUGGAGAGUGGACAGGCAUUUAAAAACUUUGGUAAAAAAAAGGGCUUCCACAUAACAACGCCGUCUCAGUAUGUCUUGGACCGAAAGUCGGUGAUUUUAACACCUGAGUUUGUCGAGGCGAGGCUGUACGUGGAUAUGCCAGCACACGGACGCAGAAUUGACGGAAGACAAGCAGCUAGGCUGUUUGACGAGGUUUUGCCGAAGAUAUGUAAAAAUCUCAUGUAUUUUGAGUCGUACGAAAAAGGAAAAUUUUACAAACACGUAGAAUGUAUAGAGGACCAGCAAAGUUUGAGAAACUCGUUGGAAAGGUUGGGACUGGUUGCUUUUGUGGCCAAUGGAUCAAUUUUGCCAAGGCUUAGUGGGACGAGUGAUAAACCUAUGAAGUCGCCUGACGUAAAAGUAUUCAAAUCGCCUAAAAACCUUGAGGUGACAAUUAAAACGCCAAAUAGAGGAGACGUGGUUGGCAUGGGAAUUAAGGCUGGAGUAUCCGUGAUCGUUGGAGGAGGAUACCACGGAAAGACCACGCUGCUUGAGUCCCUUCAGCUGGGCGUGUAUAAUAAGGUGCCUGGGGAUGGAAGGGAGUUUGUGGUGACGUCCCCGAACUGCGUGAAGAUAAGAGCUGAGGACGGUAGGAGCGUAAAUAGGUUGGACAUAUCCACGUUCAUUGGAAACCUUCCAAACGCCAAGAGCUGUACCGACUUUAGCACCAAAGACGCCUCGGGAUCAACGUCGCAGGCAGCUGGGAUCAUGGAAUCCCUCGAGAUGGGCGCAGACCUCCUGCUGAUAGAUGAGGACAUUUCAGCCUCAAACUUCAUGUACAGAGACCAGCUGAUGGACGAGCUUGUUUCCAAGGACAAGGAGCCAAUCACGCCCUUUUUAUCCCUAGUUAGGCCGUUUUACGACAAGUUGAAGGUCUCGACGAUCCUGGUAUCGGGGUCCUGUGGCCUUUUUACGACGCAGGCGGACCUGGUGCUGCAAAUGGACGAGUACGAGUGCCUGGACGUGACUGAAAGGUCAAAGCAAUUAUCCUCAAACCAUGGAGCAGAUUCACUGCCAAAGGUAAGUUUUGAAAUCUGUGCUUUGUCUGCUUUUUCCGUAUUGUUUGAUAGUAUAAAUCUUGACUCAUUGAAGCUGUUCAACGGUACAAUAAAGUCGAGGUUGAUUGGGAAAGCAACCUUUGCUAGGUCGGACAGGAAGGUUAAACAGCGCGGCCUGGACCGGAUUUCGUAUGGCGUAGACGACAUCGACCUCAGAUUAGUUGAGCAGCUGGUGGAGGUGGGACAAACCUGUACAAUAACAAACAUCUUGAUGUACCUUGAGGACCUGUAUAGGGGUCCUCAGGAGCCAAAGAGGACUCUUCGUGAACUUUUGGAAGAUCUGUACCAAAAAUGGAAUACCAGUACCCGUAAGUUGAAAGUUUUUUCAACCUGGUUAUUCUAG